Messenger RNA from Toxoplasma gondii ME49, 2608 nucleotides. RefSeq lists its product as hypothetical. The transcript has 4 exons. NCBI's taxonomy places the organism in Eukaryota, Apicomplexa, Conoidasida, Eucoccidiorida, Sarcocystidae. The record is from RefSeq and is a predicted model, not a curated record. The coding region runs from base 1213 to 2037 and encodes 274 amino acids.
UGUGCCGGCGUGCGCGAAGGCUUUUUCGGAGGUUUUCUGGCGGGCUUCUCGAAGUUCCCUUCAGGAGAAGAAGCACGUGACGAGAUCCACGAUGAGUGGUAUGGUAAUUGGAGAAGCGACCGGUUCUUUAGAAAGCUGCUGAUCCUCGCGCCUGUUUAGAGCGAACAGUCCCCUGUAUAGUUGACUCUGUCGACAAGACCGACCGGAGCGUUUGUCCUUUCUUUCGUCAUCUCAGGUGGACGACGCGUUUCUAGUCGCGUUAACGUACAGAAACGGGGAAAGUUCUCGUUUUCUGCGUCGCUUCACUCGGUUUCGUCCGGAGUGCGGUGGCCCAAAAUCUCGUAGGGGCAUCGUGGACACACGUUUUCCUUGAGGCACACAAAGUUCAGCGUCGCCGGUCUUUUCGCACGUGCCCGUCCGUGUCUAUUCUCCUAACGGGGAAAGGGGUAUUUUCGUGUUCGUCCUUCGACUUUUUUCUGCCGGGACUCCCUCGGACUUGCUGCGCCGCACUUCACAGGCGAGCUGCUUUCCGAGUUGCGCGGACAACUCGACGGGCUUCGUGAGAGCCAGUGAAGCUGUGCUUUUUCUGUUCCGUGGUCUUUAUGCGGCAUUCCUCAUCCGAAACUGUGAAGUUGUCUUUCCGGUUAAAUGGAUUCCGUAGUUGUCUCGGGAAAUUUCGACGGACCUGUUCGAACUCGAGGAGCAUACGUGGCUCCGCUCCAACGUAGCGCCUCCGUUUUUGCGACAGUCACGAUAUAGCUUCUCGUGCAGUUCUUCGAUUAUGUUUUCCUUGUUUUUUCCGUCUGAGGUAUGUUUCUUUUCCUCAUGUUAAACCAGGCGUUCACCUCGGUCACCCCAGUUGUUUUUCUUUUGAGUCUCAGUAUCUCUUGGGCCUCUCCGGCAUCGGUCCUCGCGCCGUCCUGUGCAGAAGCCUAGCUGCAGCAAGUUGCUCGUAUCCCAUUCUAGUUCGUAUUCACACCGAACCACGCGAGUACGAAAUCGCUUUUUGCAAUUAUGCGCGUGGAUCUCCAGUCCUGGAGUCUGUCGUGGGCGUGUGCGCGCAUCAAAUAAGUUCGGCCUUUGUACCACUUUGGCUUCGCUGUGGUUUCGAUUUUCGACUCCGUUCAGCUCCGUAGUUGUUGGGUACCUUUUUUCGUCAAGACUGCAAUAUUCAGUCUGUUUUCAGGAACAGUUGCCUUCAUUUUCUGUAAAAUGUGUGACUGUCUGAGCAAAAGACUCUGUCGGGGGCCCUCCAGGGGGAUGGACCUGACCUACCGAGAUAUCUUCAAACUCACUGUACCGUUCGUAUGGUCCAUUGCGGCGUGCUGCCUCUUCGCGUACUACAGCAUUGAACCCAUCUCGAACAAUCGCUUCCCCAAGACCGUUCCCAUGUACUGGAGCCUGAUAUCCGCGUUCCCCGCCUUCAUGACUGCACUCAACAUCUUCAUUUUCCAUCGAGAUGCCGUCAUCCAGUCUGGUCUCUCUCGGGUGGCGCUUGCUGAGUUGACGCAAGUUGUGCGACUGAUUUCCGUCGUCGGUGUCUUCACCUUCAUCACUCUCGCCGUGGCAAGUGCCGUGCAGCUUGCGCAAUGUCGCCUGUGCAACAAUGAGAGCUACAAGGAGAAUGUGAUUUGGUGUGGGAUCUCUCUCGUCUGGAUGGUGGUGAUGGCCUGCACGACUCCUACCGCGCGUCACUUCUCGAAGUUGAUCUUCCGGUACGAGACGUUCCAGCAGCAAGGCGGCAUGACACCCACCGUAACUUGCGCAUCUCCUGAUGGGCCUCCCUCGCUCCGUCCGGUCUCCUGGGGCGCUGUCGGGUCUCAUCCCGGAGGUCCAGCAGGUUCUGGCAACGGAGCAUACACGGUUGCAGCGGGCUACCCAGCUCGCGGCGCUCGCACGCUCGGGGCCUCCGGACACCCUGCCGAAGACGACUACAUCCGGGCGGCUGCGGGUGCAUCUCCGGGGCAAGUCGUCACCGGCAAGGUCUCUUCGAAGGCAGAAAGUGGCAAGCUGGAAGAGGGAAAGGGUGGCAGCUGAGUGGGAGAGACACAGCGAGGAUGCGACAAGAAAGGCGUGCGAAAGUUCAAAAGACACAAGCAGGGGGGAGAGGGGGCGGAAUCAGAUUGGAAACGCAGGCCCUGCUCUGAGACAGAGGUUGUGGACUGCGCGGGGAGGAAGGCGAAGGUCGUCCGCAGGGCACGCAGAAAGGCAGGAAAUUUGGCGGCCAGUAACGACGGUUUUCGAUUUUUUCAAAUAAAUCGACAAGGAUGUCACUCUGGCGGGUGGCCUUCAUGUUCAGUCGCGGGGGGAAAAGUCACCUUGUGGUGAAAGCGGAGGAGCGGACCGGAGGACGACUGACACUGCAGUCGUUGCACACAGACGCGACCGAGUGAGAGACGGUAGUAUAUGUGUUGCCGACGAAAACGAAGCUGGACGGUCUAGCUAAAUUACCCAGUGGUUUUGUGUAGUCGGACAGGGAACUAACUAGACAGCGUGGCACUGAUGGAGUCUGUGUUCGUGGCUGCGUACCCCUGGGAGAAAAAUUCAUAGUCUCGGGAACAGCACUCUUCCUAGUGACGUUUUUCAGGCGCAGUGGAAGCACUUGGAG